AACUUUAAUAAAGGUGAUAAUAAUGAAAUGUGUCCUUCUCCUUCCAUGGUUGAUUCCGCCUUCCCACCCUGACCACCGACUUGGGUUUAAGAAGAAGUAGGUCUGUUCAUAAGUGACAAUGGGGUCGAAAAGGCUUCCUGCUUUCAACCAUUCCAACAACAACGAUAAUAGAGAAAAGAAACCUAACCGUAAAGAGAUUCUUGAGAAGAAGAAGGCAAUUGAUGAUCUUAUCAAAGCAGCUUCUGCUGAUAAACACCCACUUGAUUCUUUCCCAUCCUUUCGUCAUUUCCACAAGAAUGGCCUAUCUGUAUACUUGGAGUCAGGGUGUGGGGAUAAACUCUCCUCUCCUACUAAGCAAUACAUCAUGGGUCUUCUUAAGGCCAAUAUGGAGGGGCCAUAUGGAUCUCAGUGGCCAACAGAAGAGAAGGUGAAGCGAAAGGAAAUGGUUAUGCCAGAAGCGCGUUACAUAUUUGUGCAUGAGGCUCCAAAUGCAAGUUCUGAUGAGAUCUUAACAAUGUCAGAAAGGAAAGAAACUCUUACUGUUUGUUUACAAAAUAGGGGAUCCAUGGUUGGAUUUGUACAAUAUCGCUUUACUCUAGAGGAAGAGAUACCUGUUCUUUAUGUGUAUGAAUUACAGCUUGAGCCUCAUGUCCAGGCGAAGGGACUAGGGAAAUUUCUAAUGCAACUUAUUGAGCUUAUUGCUCGCAAGAACCGCAUGGGUGCUGUGGUGCUAACUGUCCAAAAAGCAAAUUUAUUAGCUAUGGAUUUCUAUUUAAAUAAGCUCAGAUAUAUAAUAUCAACUAUUUCACCAUCAAGAGUUGAUCCAUUGAUAGGAGAUGAGAAGUCUUAUGAAAUUCUUUGCAAAGCAUUUGAUUGUGAAGCUGAAGCUAUCUUUGAGGUAUGAGAAAAGAUUUGAGUUUGGGUUGCAAGAAGAUAAGAAGGAACAGAAGAUCUACCCGCAAUCUGUGAACAGUGCAUGUAAACAAUAUUGUGAACAUUGAAAAAAUAUCAAAGAGAAAUGAAAGAGAUAAGAGAAAAUAAGAAAAAGAGAAAAAGAAGGCCAACCUGUCUCAAUACUCGCACUCAAUUUUAUUAAUAAACUCUUCUCUUGUUUGAAUACA
Quercus lobata is the source of this 1121-nucleotide messenger RNA. RefSeq names its product Acyl-CoA N-acyltransferases (NAT) superfamily protein. Gene Ontology annotation, cellular component: nucleus. Bases 119 to 904 code for a protein of 261 amino acids. NCBI's taxonomy places the organism in Eukaryota, Viridiplantae, Streptophyta, Magnoliopsida, Fagales, Fagaceae. Gene Ontology annotation, molecular function: histone H2A acetyltransferase activity; histone H4 acetyltransferase activity; protein N-terminal-serine acetyltransferase activity. The transcript is spliced from 8 exons. The record is from RefSeq and is a predicted model, not a curated record.